GCACACGCGAUGUACGUGUAUAAAGCGACCCCGCAUCGUCGCGAUGUCAGGACACUUGCUGCUGCUACCGCCGUUCCAAGGAUAUGCUCUCGGGCCUCUCCCUCGUGUUCCUAGCUCUUUGCGGCUGGGCCGUUUGGCAGCUGCUGUCACUCGUCCGCGUCCGCAUCGCUACGGCGCACCUGAGGCGCAUCCCAGGGCCGCCACCGGCCUCAUUCUGGACUGGCAACUUGACGCAGUUCUUCUCGCGCGACGCGGCUGGCUUCCAGGAACAUGUCGCGCACGAUUUCAGCCCCAUUGUGAAGCUGGACGGGUUCUUGGGCACCCCGAUCCUCUACGUCGCUGAUCCCAAGGCUCUUCACACCGUCCUCGUCAAGGAGGAGCAUAUUUUCCAGGAAACCCCGGAUUUCAUUGCGACCAACAAGCUUAUUUUCGGCGCGGGCGCACUGCUCUCAACGCUAGGCGCGCAGCAUGGCCGCCAGCGCAAGCUGCUCAACCCCGUCUUCUCCGUCAGCCACAUGCGGCACAUGCUUCCGCUCUUCUACAACAUCGUCUACAAGCUGCGUCUCGCGAUCGAGUCCCGCGUCGGCGAGGACCCGCGGGAGAUCGACAUGCUCAGCUGGAUGGGCCGCACGGCGCUCGAGCUCAUCGGCCAGGCGGACAGCACAAAUGCGUACGGCCUGGCACUGAAAUCGCUCGCUCCGGGCCUCUCCGGCUUGAGGAUCUUCCGCAAAGCGGCAAUGGCCACUGAGAACUUCAUGACCAUCGUCCCGGCGUGGUUGCGGCGCGCGCCGUCGACGCGUUCCCGCGUGGGACCACGUGCACGCGUGAAGGAGAUUGUGGACACCAUGGACUCACACUCCCGCGCGAUCUAUGACCGAAGAAGCUCGCUGGUGAAGCAGGUCGCGGAGGGCAAGGACAUCAUGAGUAUUCUCAAUAUCGCGCAGAUGUCGGUCCUCAUAUUCGCGGCGAUGGACACGACUUCGAACUCGCUCUCCCGCAUCCUGCACUUACUCGCGCAGCACCCGACCGUUCAGGAGAAGCUCCGUGAAGAGCUCUUGGGCGCUGGGGCUGCCGACGGUAUGCAGUACGACGACUUGAACCGUCUGCCCUUGUUGGAUAGCGUCUGUCGCGAGACAUUGAGAAUGUAUCCUCCGGUUACCACGUUGUUCCGAGUCGCUACCCAGGACACCGUGCUGCCCCUCUCGGGACCUAUCUAUACCACAGACGGCACCAGGAUGGAUGAAAUCCCUCUCGUGAAAGGUUCGCAGGUCAUACUCGGCUUCCUCGGAUGCAACACGAGCAAGGCGCUCUGGGGCGAGGACGCAUACGAGUGGAAGCCUGAGCGAUGGUUGUCGCACUUCCAUCUAGUUACGGAUGCUCGUAUCCCGGGUGUCUACUCCAACCUGAUGACGUUCCUCGGGGGCAAAAGAGCUUGCAUCGGCUUCAAGUUCUCGGAGAUGGAGAUGAAGGUCGUGCUCGCCGUCCUCCUGACAGCGUUCACCUUCGAGCUGCCGGAGAAGUCAAUCGUGUGGAACGUGGCGGGCGUAUGGUACCCGAGUGUCGACAGGGCCAGUGCCAAGCCCGAGAUGCCUUUAAAGGUGGGACUUUACAAGGGGUCCCAGGCGUGAUAUCCAAGGUUGUGUCUGUGGA
Fomitopsis serialis is the source of this 1650-nucleotide messenger RNA. Its product is annotated as cytochrome P450. The coding region runs from base 84 to 1628 and encodes 514 amino acids. The transcript has 17 exons. Lineage: Eukaryota; Fungi; Basidiomycota; Agaricomycetes; Polyporales; Fomitopsidaceae. Gene Ontology annotation, molecular function: monooxygenase activity; oxidoreductase activity, acting on paired donors, with incorporation or reduction of molecular oxygen; heme binding. The record is from RefSeq and is a predicted model, not a curated record.